Pomacea canaliculata is the source of this 2376-nucleotide messenger RNA. RefSeq names its product centrosomal protein of 83 kDa-like. The transcript is spliced from 5 exons. The record is from RefSeq and is a predicted model, not a curated record. NCBI's taxonomy places the organism in Eukaryota, Metazoa, Mollusca, Gastropoda, Architaenioglossa, Ampullariidae. Bases 84 to 1094 code for a protein of 336 amino acids.
CCUUUUUAUUACUUCCCCUGCGGGGGAAAAAGCCAAUGGCUACCAUAGAGAUAGAUGCUCGAAGUUCGACCCAAGUGUAAGAAAUGGCACAGAAAGGAAAGGCAACAGAAAAGAAUCCAACAAAGGGCAGUAUCAGUAUGGUGGACCAGAAAUUCCAGAGUAAACAAGAGGGCACAAAUGAAAACAUUAAAGAUACAUACACAACCUUACCUUGCGAUGAGGGCACAGGGGUAGCUGUGGCAUGGACCAGUGAACUCAGUUGCCCCAAAGAAGCUUCAGUGGUGGAACAGGUGAUGGCUGUAAAUCGAAGUCUUGUACAGCAGAUUGAUGCACUUCGCCUGCGCUUACAAGUAGACUCAAGACAGCACAAUGCGGCUUGUAGUGCUCUUGUACAAGAAAAUGUGCAAAAGUUAAAUGAAAAAGAAGAUGAACUUAAAUAUUUGAAAAGUAAACUGAGGCAACGUGAACAAACUGUGAAGAAUCUAACAGAGGAAAACCACACAAAGAAAUCAGAAAUUGACAGUCUUCAGCACACAAUUAAUGCCCUAAGACAGGAUGUAGAAGCCUCCAAGACCUAUAUUGAUGAAAUACAGCACAGUCUAGCUGCACUACAGGAAGAAAAGAUGAAGCUGGAGACUGGCGCAGCAUAUCAUGAAAAGGAAAAGUUAAUCCAACAUCUCACAAAACAGGUAAAAGAUCUAAGAGAGAACAUUAGCCAGCUUGAAAGGGAACUAACCAAGGCAAAAGAAAUGAUUGCAAAACAAGGGGGAAAACUGCGCUUGUUGGAGAAUGAGAAGCUCAAUAUUCACACUAAAUUUAGAGAAGAGCUGGGCAAGGCAACACAGAAUAUGAGGCUGGAAGUGGAGAAAAUGCGUGAAGUGAUGCGCAGUCAGUGGGAAGAAAUGCGGGACUUGAGACAGCAGAAUGAAGGCAUGAGCAUUGACAUUAAAGAGAUAAAAGACAUGCUUUUGGGAGAUAUCUGUGACAAUCACCAAGAUCCCGUUUACACUAUGGGAGCACUAAAGCCAUCACUACCCAUUCUUACCAGAAACACAAAGCGUGUUGUUCCUGGUAAGAAAAAGCCUCUCAGCUGAUCUCUAACAGCAAUAUUUGUAAAGCUUUCUAUCUUCUAAAGCAGGGAUGGGAAUCUUUUAUCCUCCAAGGGCCAUUAUGAUGUUUAAACAUCAUUCACGGGCCCUUCUUUACUAUUUAAAAAUUAUCCUGCUAUAUAUGGUCAAACCACGGUAUAUUAACAGUUUUGCAAUUGUUCCCAGCCUGCCUGGCACUGGUGUCCUUUAUAUCACCAUAAUCCACCUUUUCGUAAUUAGGUUCACAAAAACUAUGCUCUGCCACCAUGAGAAGCAUAACAAACAACUAUUUGGAGUCUUAAAACAUGUUAAUAAUUAGAAAGUUUCUAGAAAAGAUAGUAAUGAGUAACAAAACCUUAUUUUCCCUAAUGCACAAUUUUCUGUUUGUUGUUGUGCAGUGAAAGUACAUUAAUAAUAAUGACUAUUUGGUAUACACCUCCUCCUUAUGAAGGAGUGCAUGGCAUUUACAAAGUGUCUACACACAUUUAUUCUAAGAGCCGACGUGGUCAAAGAAUGUUAUGUGUAUCUAUUGCUGAGAUCAUACUGGAAGUGAUCUACCCUCAAAUUAGAGGUAACAUACAUGCUUAAUUCCAAAAUCAUUUAUAUAGGACAAGAAGCAUGCAACUCUCAUCAUGUACUUGCACACGUCUUGUCUAUCCCAUAAUGAAAAUUCCUUGUGUGUCUCAAAAUUUAUGUUAUCAUUUACUUAAUACCUAUUUGUGCUGCUAUUAAAAAAAAAAAAGGCUUCCCGGAUGAAAGGAUUUCAACAUUCCCCACCCCUGCAAAAGAACAGAAUUUACACGCGCUGCAGAUUUGUAUAUAUUUAAUAGGGAAUGAACAAUCAGAGGCUAGGAAUCUUUGUUUUAAUCAAAACCACUGGAUAAUAUUUCAUUAGCUGUGAUACAUUUUCCUUUGGUUCCUCCUUUAAUUUAGAAUGUUAAUUGUGAUUUGGGACAGUUGGUGCAGUGGCUAGGGCACCUGUCACCGUGACAGUGAGAAUCAGGCAUCUCUGGUUCACAUCUUGGCUCUGACAUCCAUCUGUCUCAAUGUGAUAACUGUAUAGGGAUGACUGUCAGUGUUUUUUUCCAAUUUACUCCACUGUGUGUGUGCAAUAGAGAUGGAGUAGUUAUAGUUCAAAUGAUGUUGAAAGAAUUUGUAAGAUGUAUUUGAUGCUUGCUGAUAAGUGCAUGCUCGUGCAACUUCAUGUAUCCAAGUGCCUUGAGACCACCUUUGUUUACAGGUAAAGGCAUUUUCUAAAUAUUGAUUAAUAAAUCAUUGCCAACUGUGU